[Torrubiella] hemipterigena is the source of this 1698-nucleotide messenger RNA. The record is from the annotation of a GenBank genome assembly. Lineage: Eukaryota; Fungi; Ascomycota; Sordariomycetes; Hypocreales; Clavicipitaceae.
AUGGUUAGCUUCAAACUAGCCGUUUCGGCGCUGCUCGCAUCUGUCUCGACAGCCGGGGCCGCCAACAAGGCCGUCUAUGCCCACUUUAUGGUCGGCAUCGUCGAACACUACACCGUUGAUGACUGGAAGGCCGACAUUGUCCAGGCUCAGGCUAUUGGCAUUGACGGCUUCGCUCUCAACUGUGCCCCUCCCCGAGUCGAUAGCUACACCCCAAAGCAGCUGGCAAAUGCCUACGAGGCAGCCAAGCAGCUCGGUUUCCACGUCUUUGUCUCUUUUGACUUUGCCUACUGGAGCAACGGUGAUACUGACACCAUCUACGGCAUCCUGAGCAACUACAGCGCCCACCCGGCCCAGGCCUACUAUGGCGAUGGUGCUCUCGUUAGCACUUUCGUCGGCGAUUCAUUCAACUGGAAUACCAUAAAGGACAGACUUGCUCCACAGAAGCUCACUGCUGUUCCUAUGCUUCAGGACCCCAAUGCCUUGAGCUCUCUCACUACUGGAAUCGAUGGUGCUCUCUCGUGGUACGGAUGGCCUACCGAUGGUGGCAACAGCGUCAUCAAGGGCCCCAUGACGACCAUUUGGGACGAUCGCUACCUUAAGAAUAAGGGCAACAAGAUCUACAUGGCUCCUGUUUCGCCGUGGUUUUCUACCCACUUCAACACCAAGAACUGGGUCUUCAUCUGCGAGGAGCAGCCCACUAUCCGGUGGGAGCAGAUGCUCACAAUGCAGCCUGAGCUUGUCGAAAUCAUCACCUGGAACGACUUUGGUGAGAGCCACUACAUUAGCGGCCCCGAGCCCAACCACAGCGACGAUGGCUCCUCUCAGUGGGCAGCCGGCUUCCCUCACGAUGCCUGGAGAGACCUCAUGAAGCCCUACAUUCUUGCGUACAAGUCUGGCGCAAGCACCCCCACCGUCGAGUCUGAAAAGGUCGUCUACUGGUACCGUCCUACGCCCAAGGACACCAAGUGCACCAACGAUAACAUCGGUCUUCCCCGCGGCGUCGAGCUCCUUGAGGAUGUCGUCUUUGCAAGCACCAUGCUCACUCAGCCUGCCCAGCUUACCGUAACCAGUGGUAGCCGCGGCCCCGUCACCAUCGAUGUUCCUGCUGGCAUCCACACCUUUAACUUUACUAUGGGUGUGGGCGACCAAAAAUUCUCUGUCAGCCGCAACGGCCAAACCCUCUUUGGCGGCACUGCAGGCCUCCAGAUCAAGGACACUUGUGUGGCUUACAACUACAAUGCGUUUGUUGGCUCGUUCCCAAGUUCUGGAGGUACCGUUCCUCCUCCUCCUCCUGUGAGCACCAGCAGCGCACCCCCUCCUCCCUCUAGUACUUCCAGCAAGCUGUCUUCUACAACCACGACUUUGAAGACAACGACUACCCCCAAACCUUCAACUACCACGACUAGCAUGACCCCUCCUCCUACCUCCUCUCCUGGUAGCGGUGAUCAAUGCAACGACGGAACCAACGCGGAUGGACAGUCCGGUAACUACAUUGGCCUUUGCCAGUUCUCGUGCAGCCAUGGCUACUGCCCUCCCGGGCCGUGCAAGUGUACCUCACACGGCGCGCCUAAGCCUGAGCCUCCUCAAUCUGGCUACGGUGGUUGCCCUCUCCAAGGCGAGGACGACAGCUACAAGGGCCUGUGCAUGUACUCCUGCAGCCACGGCUAUUGCCCAGACACCGCAUGCAGACGAUGCUAA